Molecule: messenger RNA, 1338 nt
Organism: Closterium sp. Naga37s-1
Lineage: Eukaryota; Viridiplantae; Streptophyta; Zygnematophyceae; Desmidiales; Closteriaceae
Source: the annotation of a GenBank genome assembly
AUGUUUUGGAUAGCUUUAAGGUUCUUCAAGGAUUUUCCGCCUCACUACCCAGGCAACAAAGCAUUCAACAAUCCCUGCCCUCUCUCGUCCACCCACUCCCCUUAUCCCUCACCCCUCAUCCCGCACCCGCAUCCUUCCUUCCACCUCACUACCCAGGCAACAAAGCAUUCAACAAUCCUUGCCCUCUCUCGUCCACCCACUCCCCUUAUCCCUCGCCCCUCAUCCCGCACCCACAUCCUUCCUUCCACCUCACUACCCAGGCAGCAAAGCAUUCAACAAACCCUGCCCUCUCUCUUCCACCCACUCCCCUUAUCCCUCACCCCUCAUCCUGCACCCGCAUCCUUCCUUCCGCCUCACUACCCAGGCAGCAAAGCCUUCAACAAUCCUUGCCCUCUCUCUUCCACCCACUCCCCUCAUCCCUCCCCCUCAUCUCCCUGCUCCUUCCUCCAUAUCCUCCAUCAUCCCCCUCUUAGCACUCAUCUCUGCCAGCACUCCAGGGGAAGGCACCUCCAUGACCAGGCAGCAAAUCCUUCAACAAAUACUGCUCUCUCCCCUCCCCUCCUCCUACCCCCCCUCAUCUUUCCCCAUCACCCCCAUGCUCCUUCCUCCAUAUCCUCCAUCAUCCCCCUCUCUGCAUUCAUCUCUGCCAGCAUGCCAGGGGAAGGCACCUCCAGUAGAGUGACCUGUAACCAUAAUCACUCCUCUCCCUCUUCCACCUCCCACUACCCUCAUUCUCAUCCCUCUCCCUCGUCCCUCUGCUCCCCCCCCAUAUCCUCCAUCAUCCCUCUCUCUGCAUUCAUCUCUGCCAGCAUGCCAGGGGAAGGCACCUCAAUGAUCAGACUGCUCUGUCCCCUCACCCUCCUCCUACCCUCCCUCAUUGGUCCCCCUCGUCCCCAUGCUCCCCCCCCAUAUCCUCCAUCAUCCCCCUCCCUCGUCCCUCUGCUCUCCCCCCAUAUCCUCCAUCAUCCCCCUCCCUCGUCCCUCUGCUCCCCCCCCAUAUCAUCAUCCCCCUCCCUCGUCCCCAUGCUCCCCCCCCAUAUCCUCCAUCAUCCCCCUCUCAGCAUUCAUCUCCGCCAGCAUGCCAGGGGAAGGCACCUCAAUCUCCUGUGCCACCAGCUGCCAUUGGUCCACGCCAGCCCGCCCAAUCGCGGAGCUCGACGAGUCAUUAACCCCGGGAGUGACCCACAUAGUGUCACAGGUGGUGCGCCUGGAUCCGCCAUGUUUGGCAUGUUCACCGCAGGUCUCGCUCCCCGUAACGCUGUUUCUGUGAUAGCUGCUGUUGUUUCUGUCGUCGCUAUUGCUCCCGCUGGUACCAUUGCAGAUCGGAUAAUCUCGUGA